UCAGGGGGCAUUAAUUGCAAGCGCUGUGCCUCUCCCCUCGCGAAGCCCAGCAGCGGGGACAACGCACGGCAGUGCAUCUCCGCGAACUGCCGCUACAGUCCAAUCAAUGGACGAACACCUCCCUUGAUCCCUCCGCCCUACGCCGCCGCCGCCGCCGCAAUGGCGAACGCCUCCUGCCUCAUCCUCCCCAUCCUGGCCCUCCUCGCCGCGACGGCCGCAGCCGUGAGCGAUGACGUGCUCGCGCUGGUAGUCCUCAAGUCGGGGCUCUCCGACCCGACGGGCCGCCUCGCGCCCUGGUCCGAGGACGCUGACCGCGCCUGCGCCUGGCCGGGCGUCUCCUGCGACCCGCGCACCAGCCGCGUCGCCGCGCUCGACCUCACGGCGGCGUCCCUCUCCGGCCGCCUCCCGCGCUCUGCGCUGCUCCGCAUCGACGCGCUCGUCUCGCUCUCCCUCCCAGGGAACAACCUCUCCGGCCCGCUCCCCGACGCGCUGCCCCCGCGGAUCCGCUCCCUCGACCUCUCCGGCAACGCGCUGUCAGGGGGCAUCCCCGCCUACCUCGCGUCCUGCGCAUCCCUCGUGUCGCUCAACCUCUCCCGUAACCGACUCUCCGGCCCCGUCCCGGACGGCAUCUGGUCCCUGCCGUCGCUUAGGUCAGUGGACCUCUCCGGCAACCUGCUCUCCGGGAGCGUGCCCGGCGGGUUCCCGCGGAGCAGCUCGUUGCGCGUGGUGGACCUGAGCCGCAACCUCCUUGAAGGGGAGAUACCGGCGGACGUCGGCGAGGCCGGGCUGCUUAAGUCGCUUGAUGUCGGGCACAACUUGUUCACCGGUGGACUGCCGGAGUCGCUCCGUGGGUUGUCUGAGCUGAGUUUUCUCGGCGCUGGUGGCAAUGCCCUAUCAGGGGAGCUCCCGGCGUGGAUUGAGGAGAUGACGGCUCUGAAGAGGCUGGAUUUGUCUGACAACCACUUCGCCGGCACCAUCCCGGACGGCAUCUCGGGCUGCAAGAACCUAGUGGAGGUCGACCUCAGCGGGAACGCGCUCACCGGGGAGCUCCCGUGGUGGUUAUUCGGACUGGCGCUGCAGCGCGUAUCAGUCGCUGGCAAUGCACUAUCUGGGUGGGUCAAGGUUCCCGGUGACCCUGCCACGGCCCUGCAGAUUCUGGACCUAUCAGGCAAUGCGUUCACCGGUGCGAUCCCGCCUGAGAUUUCGACCCUUGCAAGAUUGCAGUACCUGAACUUAUCCUCAAAUUCCAUGUCGGGGCAGCUUCCAGCCAGCAUUGGGCGGAUGCUACUGCUUGAGGUGUUGGAUGUUAGUGCGAACCAGUUGGACGGGAGGGUACCACCGGAGAUUGGAGGUACAGUGGCGCUCCGGAAGCUGCUGAUGGGGAGGAAUUCGCUUACUGGAGGCAUUCCUGCGCAGAUUGGCACUUGCAGUUCUCUGAUUACUUUGGAUCUAUCACACAACAAACUUACAGGGCCAAUUCCUAUGACAAUGGGCAACCUCACUAGUCUCCAGAUGGUUGAUCUCUCAGAGAACAUGCUGAAUGGGACCCUGCCAAUGGAGCUCUCUAACCUUGCUAGCCUCAGUGUCUUCAAUGUAUCUCACAAUUUGCUAUCAGGGAACCUUCCCAUCAGCUACUUUUUUGACAGCAUCCCUUAUUCUUUCAUCUCCGACAAUGCCGGCCUCUGCAGCUCACAGAACAAUUCCUGCAAUGGCGGCAUGCCAAAGCCAAUUGUUUUCAACCCUAACUCCUCAUCAGACCCCUUGUCGGAGGUUGCCCCAAGUUCUCCAAGUAACCAGCACCACAAGAAAAUGAUAUUGAGCAUCUCCACACUCAUUGCCAUUGUGGGUGGAGUAGUCAUUGUUAUUGGCGUGGUCACUAUUACAGUGCUUAACCUCCGUGCCCGUGCAACAGCUUCCCUCUCUGCGCUUCCCACUGCAUUGCCGGAUGAUUACCAUAGCCAAUCAACACAAUCCCCAGAGAACGAAGCCAAGUCUGGCAAGCUUGUCAUGUUCGGCAGAGGCAGCUCGGAUUUCAGCGCUGAUGGGCACGCAUUGUUGAAUAGGGAUUGUGAACUUGGGCGAGGAGGCUUUGGCACGGUUUACAGAGCAGUGCUCAGAGAUGGCCAGCCAGUGGCCAUCAAGAAGCUGACAGUUUCAAGCUUGGUCAAGUCAGAGGACGACUUCAAGCAGCAAGUCAAGCUUCUAAGCAAGGUGCGGCACCAUAACAUUGUUACCCUCAGAGGCUUCUACUGGACUUCUUCACUGCAGCUCCUCAUAUAUGAAUUUGUGCCUGGCGGGAGCUUGCAUCAGCACCUGCACGAAUGCUCAGAAGAGAGCUCGUUUUCAUGGAUGGAGAGGUCUGACAUAAUCAUUGGUGUAGCCCGCGGACUUGUGCACUUGCACCGCCAUGGUAUAAUCCACUACAAUCUGAAGUCCAGCAAUGUCUUGCUAGACACAAAUGGUGAGCCAAGGGUUGGCGACUAUGGUCUUGUGAACCUGCUGCCAAUGCUAGACCGCUAUGUGCUGAGCAGCAAGAUCCAGAGCGCGCUGGGGUACAUGGCGCCAGAAUUCACUUGCAGAACGGUCAAGGUGACAGAGAAGUGCGAUGUAUACAGCUUUGGAGUGCUAGUCCUUGAGAUUUUGACAGGCAGGAGGCCCGUCGAGUACUUAGAAGAUGAUGUUAUUGUGCUUUCUGAUCUGGUCAGAGGUACACUUGACGAAGGCAGGCUGGAGGACUGCAUGGAUCCACGGCUAUCAGGUGAGUUCUCAAUGGAAGAGGCCACGCUGAUCAUCAAGCUGGGGUUGGUUUGCACGUCGCAGGUGCCUUCUCAACGGCCGGACAUGGCUGAGGUGGUGGCUAUGCUUGAGAUGGUGAGGAGCCCUCAGGGUACCUCAGAGGAUGAACUGGUUUGAGAUCAAUUUACUAGACUUUUUCUCUUUUCUCCUUCCUUUUUUCAUUAUUUUUUGGAUAGAUACCUGAUGUUGAUGCGAGGGGGAAAACUGCGAUCGGAAAGUAUUGGUCCCUUGCGCUUAAGAGAUGUAAAGUUGUUGCUUCUCUUCAAUUAUUGGUCCCUUGCGCUUAAGAGUUUGUGGCUCAAAUGACUGUUGUUGCAAUUUGCAAUGCGGCCAAAAGAGUUGUUCGUGA
Phragmites australis (common reed) is the source of this 3145-nucleotide messenger RNA. Its product is annotated as probable LRR receptor-like serine/threonine-protein kinase IRK. Lineage: Eukaryota; Viridiplantae; Streptophyta; Magnoliopsida; Poales; Poaceae. The transcript has 2 exons. Bases 160 to 2913 code for a protein of 917 amino acids. The record is from RefSeq and is a predicted model, not a curated record. Gene Ontology annotation, molecular function: ATP binding; protein binding; protein kinase activity. Gene Ontology annotation, biological process: protein phosphorylation.